AUGUCGAAAUUACAAAUGCGAGUGCUGUACGGGCUGCGAAGCGACGUGUCGGGAAACGCGCACUUCAUCACCGACGACGAGGUGCUCUACGUCGUCGGCAACGGCCUAGCCCUGCACAAUUUCACGCAGAAUCGCCAGAGGCUCGUCCGGCUGCCCGACAGGAAUCGCGUCAAUCUGCUGGCCAUCUCGCCGAACAAAAAGCUCGCGGCACUGUGCGAGAGCGGCGAUCACCCGGUCAUAUCGAUCUACGACCUGUCGACGCUCAAGCGAAAAAAGAUCCUGGGCAUACCGAACGACCCGAGCGGCUCGAUCCGCGGCUUCGCCUGCGUGAGCUUCAGCUACGACAGCAAGUACCUGGCGGCCGUGACGAGCGAGAACCAGUCGAUGCUGUUCUACAACUGGGAGAAGGGCAAGAUCGAGUCGAGCAUAGAGCUGAGCAACAGCCAGCUGCCCUCGUCGCGGGUCAGCUCGAUCAACUGCAAUCCGGCGGACACGGCGAUAAUCGCCCUGGGCGGGCCCUUCUGCUUCAAGUUCCUCACCCUGUCGGAGACGCUGUGGCGGCCCUACGGCUUCUCCAAGGCCGACAACCUGCACGUGACCUCGCUCACCUGGCUCAACUCGGACCGACUGCUGGCCGGCACCUUGGACGGCCGCAUCCUCUACCUGGAGAACGGCGAGCUGCGCAACGUGUUCAAGGUGCACGAGACCGUCUACAUGAACAUGAAGGUGCGCGACGAGAACGCGGCCCAGGUCUCGAGCUCGGGCGGGCCGGCCGACCACAGCCAGGCGGUGCUCUGCCUGCUGACCUUCGUGCGCGGCUUCGCCUUCGCCCACGGCUACGGUCAGGUCGUCGUCUUCGAGAAGGACGGGCCGCACAAGUACACCAAGCGCAACCUCUACUCGGUGCCGCAGCAGGUCUCCAAGCUGGCCAGCGACGAGCUCUACAAGGUCAACUCGCUGUCGACCAACCCGAGCUGCGACAAGAUCCUCGUGACGACCGGCUGGACGCAGCUGUUCUACGCCAAGCUCUGGGGCCCGGACAUCCUGAGCGAGCCCGAGCCCAAGCCCGUGGCGACGAUGGGCCACCAGCUGCACCACGGCCCCAUCGGCGGCCUGUCCACCUGCACCUGGAAGUCGCACAUCGUCACCUUCGGCACGGAGGACCGGAGCGUGCGCAUGUGGGACUACGAGACGGGGGGCCUCGUCAUGGCCAAGCAGUACCAGGAGGACAUAUCCUGCGUCGUGCUCCACCCCUCGGGCCUCUUCUGCCUCAUAGGCUUCAGCGACAAGCUCAGGUUCAUGAGCGUGCUCCUCGACGACUUUCAAGCCAUUCGCCACUUUCCCAUCCGGGCUUGCCGCAUAGCCGCCUUCAGUACGGCUGGCCACCUCUUCUCGGCCGUCAACGGCAACAUCAUUCACAUCUACUCGACCAUCGACUUUAACCUUCGAUUUUUGCUCAAAGGCCACACCGAGUUGAUCAAGAACGUCGUCUGGGGCCCGGAGGACACGAAAAUGUACAGCAUCGGCUCGGAGGGUGCCAUCUACGAGUGGAACACGAUAACGGGCCAACGAGCCUCCGAAGUCGUUCUGAAGAACGUCACGCUCAACGGCAUCGUACUGUCGGCCGACGGCGUCACGGCCUUUUGCAUAUCCGGCGACGGCCGCAUACACGAGAUACGCGACAGUAUGGUCGUGCGCAUCUACCACUUCCGAAACAUCGAACCAAGCCACAUCGCUAUGAGCAAAGACGACGCGCUCGUGUACGUGACGUACCCUGGCGGAUUCGUGGCUUCGCUCGAUUAUCCACUGGUCGAUCCGAUCGAGCUGACCGAGUACCGCUUGCACGACGCGGAUGUCUCGCAAAUGGCUUUGUCGUACGACGAGCACGCGCUCAUCACGACCGGUCUCGACGGCACCAUCAGCUUCUGGCGGGUGACCUACGCCUACGGGACCGCAACCACGUCGAUCCGCGACAUGCUCUACCUCGAGCAGAUCCUCAUCAGCCGCGAGGAUCUGUCAGUCAAGGUGCAGACCAUCAAGGACCUGUACUCGCGGGUCAAGGAGCAGGAGACCGAGCACGCCUACAAGUCGCGCCAGAUGAUGCUCCAGCACAACGACAUGGUGCGCGAGAUCCACAGCGGCUACUGCGAGGCCAUCGAGGAGCUGCGCGACAAGAUCGACAAGCUCGAGGAGGACCACGCCAACGAGAUCAACAGCAUCAACGUCGAGAUCGCCAGCACGCGCAAGGCCCACGAGGAGGAGAUCAGGAACAUGGAGAUCAGCUACGACGCCAAGCUCAUAGUCGAGUACGACAAGUACGGAGCCUUCGAGAAGAAGAACAACGAGAUGCGCAGGGACUUUGAGGGCAGGCUCAAGCAGCAGGCCGAAGAGUAUCAAGCUAAAUUGGAGGAGACGAUCGCCAACUUCGAGGCGCGACUCGACGAAAAGGACCGGCAGCUGCGAGAGUCGCACGAGGAAAACGCCCAGAGCACCCACGUGCACGAGAUAAUCAAGAGCCAGAUCGAGGAGGACGCCGAUCGCGAGAUCAUCGAGCUGCGCGCCAGCUACGAGGCUCAGCUGCAGCAGGAGCGCGAGCAGGAGCUCAAGCUCAAGGGCGAGGCCGGCGUGCUGCGCCGCAAGUACGAGGACGCCCAGAAGGACCUGGCCGACUGCAAGUGGCACUGGCAGAAUCUGCGCAACGACUACGCCGAGCUCAAGGCCCGCAAGGAGGAGCUCGACAAGGAGGUGUCCGAGCUCGAGGCCGAGGCCGUUCAGCGCGAGGCCACCAUCGUCGCCCGGGGCGAGCGCAUCCGCGACCUCGAGGCGGCCAACGACGAGCUCGACAAGAUUCGCUUCGUUCUCAAUCAUCGCAUAGGCGAGCUCAAGGCCCAGAUAGAGCCCAGGGACGCUCUCAUCGCCGAGCUCAAGGGCAAGGUCGCCGACAUGGAGCUCGAGCUGCUCGGCAUGAACCGAGCGAGCCAGCGCCAGGAGCUCAAAGUCUACGAGAUGCGCGAGAAGCUGAGCUCGGCCAAGCGCGAGAUUCAGCACGAGAAGCACAGGCGCAAGAUGUGCCAAGAGAGGCUCAAGCGUAUGAGGGUCGACCUGCUCGACGCUGCGGCCCUCAUCAACGAGCCUACUGCGCUCAAGAAUACCAUUAUCAAACUCUACCAACGCUACAGCGAUCAAGCUCAGUUCUUGAGAGAACACCAGGCCGACGUCGAUGUCCAGAGCGAGUUUGCCAAGCAACGAGAUCAUCUUGAAAAUACGAUAGCUCUGCUCAAGAAGCAGCUGAAUCUCUGCAGCAGUGCGGUCGAUCCUCAGGCUACUCGAGUCUUUGAGGACAAUAUGGAGCUGCUAUCGGAAAUGAGCGGCCUCAGGGACGAAUUGAAGUCCGCUCAGAGGCACAUCGCCGACAUGGAGUGCUUGCUUGGCCUCAAAGGUCGGGAUACGAGUCCUCUCGAGGCCAGAGCUAAGCUCGCCAAAGCCGUGCACGGCAAUGAGGAUCUCGAACGUACCUACAAUGAGCAAAUGCAAGAAUGCAAACGAGUCGUCGAGGGUCUCAGAGUCAAUCUUGAGCGUCUCAUAAGUCGCAUCGCAGAUCGUACCGAGAAAGAAGACUUAGCAAAGAAGGAAAUUUGA
Messenger RNA from Trichogramma pretiosum, 3639 nucleotides. RefSeq names its product cilia- and flagella-associated protein 57 (gene tous). The record is from RefSeq and is a predicted model, not a curated record. Lineage: Eukaryota; Metazoa; Arthropoda; Insecta; Hymenoptera; Trichogrammatidae. The transcript has 7 exons. Gene Ontology annotation, molecular function: protein binding. Bases 1 to 3639 code for a protein of 1212 amino acids.